Gaeumannomyces tritici R3-111a-1 is the source of this 1464-nucleotide messenger RNA. RefSeq names its product ATP-citrate synthase subunit 2. Lineage: Eukaryota; Fungi; Ascomycota; Sordariomycetes; Magnaporthales; Magnaporthaceae. The record is from RefSeq and is a predicted model, not a curated record. Bases 1 to 1464 code for a protein of 487 amino acids. Gene Ontology annotation, biological process: tricarboxylic acid cycle; succinyl-CoA metabolic process. Gene Ontology annotation, cellular component: succinate-CoA ligase complex. The transcript has 2 exons. Gene Ontology annotation, molecular function: succinate-CoA ligase (ADP-forming) activity.
AUGUCUGCCAAGUCGAUCACCGAGGCCGAUGGCAAGGCCAUCCUCAACUACCACCUCACCCGCGCACCCCUCAUCAAGCCCUCGCCUCUGACGGCCCAGCCCAAGCACAACCCGCCGCCGAAGCUGGCCUCGCUGUACUUCCCCGAGGACGCCGACAUCGCUGGUAUUCUGGACCAGGCCGAGGCCACCUACCCCUGGCUGCUGGCCCCAGGUGCCAAGUUCGUCGCAAAGCCAGACCAGCUGAUCAAGAGACGAGGAAAGAGCGGUCUUCUGGCCCUGAACAAGACCUGGCCCGAGGCCAAGGCGUGGGUUGCUGAGCGCGCUGGCAAGGAGCAGAAGGUCGAGCACGUCACGGGCGUCUUGAGGCAAUUCCUGGUCGAGCCUUUCGUUCCCCACCCCGACGGCACCGAGUACUACAUCAACAUCAACUCGGUCAGGGAUGGCGACUGGAUUCUCUUCACCCACGAGGGCGGUGUCGAUGUUGGUGAUGUCGAUGCCAAGGCGGAGAAGCUUCUGAUCCCUGUGGAUCUCUCAGAAUACCCUUCCAACGAGCAGAUCGCCAGCGCUCUGCUGAAGAAGGUUCCCGAGGGUGUGUUCAAUGUCCUGGUCGACUUCAUCACGCGCCUGUACGCUGUCUACGUCGACUGCCAGUUCACCUACCUUGAGAUCAACCCCCUCGUUGUCAUCCCCAACGAGGAUGCCACCUCGGCCUCGGUGCACUUCCUGGAUCUUGCUGCCAAGCUCGACCAGACGGCCGAUUUCGAGUGUGGUGUCAAGUGGGCCAUCGCCCGCUCACCAGCCGCGCUGGGCCUGGCCACUGUUGCCAACAGCGGUACUGUCAACAUCGACGCUGGCCCGCCAAUGGAGUUCCCGGCCCCCUUCGGUCGCGAGCUGACAAAGGAGGAGGCAUAUAUCGCUGAGCUGGACGCCAAAACGGGCGCCUCGCUCAAGCUGACGGUCCUCAACGCUAACGGCCGCAUCUGGACCCUGGUCGCUGGUGGUGGUGCCUCGGUCGUCUACGCUGACGCCAUCGCCUCAGCAGGCUUUGCCGACGAGCUGGCCAACUACGGCGAGUACUCGGGUGCUCCUACCGAGUCGCAGACCUACCACUAUGCUCGCACCGUGCUGGACCUCAUGCUGAGGGCACCAGUCUCGUCUGGGGGCAAGGUCCUCUUCAUCGGUGGUGGCAUUGCCAAUUUCACCAACGUCGCAUCCACCUUCAAGGGUGUCAUCAGGGCGCUGCGCGAGUACGCCAAGGCCCUGAACGAGCACAACGUCAGCAUCUGGGUCCGCCGCGCUGGCCCCAACUACCAGGAGGGUCUGAGAAACCUCAAGGCUGCGACGCAGGAGCUGGGCCUGAACGCCAAGAUCUUUGGCCCCGAGAUGCACGUUUCGGGCAUCGUCCCGCUGGCUCUGAUCCCCGGCAAGUGGGAGGAGGGCAACUUUGAGGAGUUCAAGGGCUAG